Messenger RNA from Talpa occidentalis (Iberian mole), 1020 nucleotides. RefSeq names its product family with sequence similarity 241 member B (gene FAM241B). The transcript is spliced from 3 exons. The coding region runs from base 119 to 481 and encodes 120 amino acids. NCBI's taxonomy places the organism in Eukaryota, Metazoa, Chordata, Mammalia, Eulipotyphla, Talpidae. The record is from RefSeq and is a predicted model, not a curated record. Gene Ontology annotation, cellular component: intracellular membrane-bounded organelle.
GGAAGCGGCCUGCAAGCCGCCGGCGGUGGACGUCGCCGAGGCCCGCGAGCCGCGCCUGCAGGCUUUUUGAGGUCUGGGGAAAGGGUCAGCCCCGUGGGGACCUGCAGCUCCAGGGAAGAUGGUGCGGAUCUUGGCCAAUGGGGAAAUUGUGCAGGAUGACGACCCCCGUGUGAGGACCAACACCACUACACGCAGUAACAGCAUUCGACAGAGUUUUCUCAACAGGGGCCAAGGUACUCCCCUGGGAGGCCCCAGCCCCCGCCAGCAGCAGGCGGGUGCCAGGCUGGCUGCAGCACAGUCCCCCUUCAAUGACCUGAAUCGGCAGCUGGUGAACAUGGGUUUCCCCCAGUGGCAUCUUGGGAACCAUGCUGUGGAGCCAGUGACUUCCAUCUUGCUCCUCUUCCUGCUCAUGAUGCUUGGCGUUCGUGGACUCCUGCUGGUGGGCCUCGUGUACCUGGUGUCCCACCUGAGUCAGCGGUGACCUCGGGGCAGGCGUGGGGGAGAGGGAGGUGCUGGGCCUUGGUGUGAGAGCAGGCACACGGGGACAGGGACAGGGUCUGGUGGUACCUUGAACGUGCUCAGAGAAUGUGUUUCCACAUUGUGUUAAGCGUGAGGCAGAGGGGUCUUCUAGUCUAGCCUUUCCAAAGUAUUGGGUGGAUACCCUCUUUCCCUUGUGGUGUUUUUAGGUAGUGUUGGGCCUGCAUUAAGCACAAGGUUGGAGCAAGAAAAGGGUUCCCUUUUCAAUUCUCUUCCAGUCUUUUUAUGCCAAGAAGAAAGUCUCAGCUUGGUGCCAAUAUGUUCUAAUGCCUCUGGAACACGUGCUGAUGUCCCGUUCCGGGGAGCAGGCCUUGGGCUUAGGGCAUGUGGUAAAGUUUCCAGACUUUUAUAGCACCGUUUUGUUUUAAUGGUCUAUUUUUAUUGGCUAUCUUUUUAUUUAUGACAACUGGUACUGGCGUUCUAUCUAUUGUGGUGGUAUUUUCAAUAAAGAAAUUAAAAACGAAUCUGUGUAAGGACAUUCGU